GUGAAGAUAAUAGAGAUGAACCCUCCUUUUCCACGCAACCCCGAGCUGUCAGCAGAGCAAUCGCUCAUUUGGACAAAGGAGACACAGCUGCUGAGUUCCAAGAACCAGAUUUACUCAAAGAGCCAUGGGGGAGAAAGAGCAGCCGGCAGAAGAUCUUCACUUUGUUGGCAGGAAGGAUGAACUGAUUGAAGCGAAGCGCUCCUUCAGAACAAUAGAGGGUCGAGAUGUGCUGAUUAUCCACCAUCAGGGGGUGUUCUACGCCAUCGACUGUUACUGUUAUCAUGCUGGGAGCACGUUGGAGAAUGGAGACAUUGAGGAAAUUAAUGGCAAGCUGUGCAUAAUAUGUCCGAAGCACAAGUACAAGAUCUCUUUAGCUGAGGGCGAGGGGCUGUACCGGGGCAAGAACCCCUUGGAGAAGCCGCCUGUCUUCAGAUGGUACUCCAAGGGGGUGAAGCAGCGGACCCACACGGUCACAGAGAAAGGUGGGGAGGUCUUCGUAAAGAUCUGCAAGCAGCCGGCCCGGCUCGACUCAGACUACUACCAAGGAGAAAAGGGCAAGAUUGAACGAGCCAAAGCUGCAGCAGACGACGACACACUGGUUAUGGAYGAGGACGACGUAUGAAGACUGCUUCUUGAUUGGUUUGGUCUUUUCCAGCUUUUUUUGUUGUUUUUCUUCCCUCCUGCAUUAUGUAAACAUGAACUGAACUGAUGUGAUGAAACAGGCCACGCAGACCAAUAAAAAUCUGAAGGAUU
Messenger RNA from Austrofundulus limnaeus, 753 nucleotides. It is a transcript of the gene rfesd, whose product is annotated as Rieske (Fe-S) domain containing. The coding region runs from base 125 to 622 and encodes 165 amino acids. The record is from RefSeq and is a predicted model, not a curated record. Gene Ontology annotation, molecular function: 2 iron, 2 sulfur cluster binding. Lineage: Eukaryota; Metazoa; Chordata; Actinopteri; Cyprinodontiformes; Rivulidae. The transcript is spliced from 4 exons.